CUUCACGAAGGGCCACUUCCCGAAGAUGGCUGAGUGUGCACAUUUCCACUACGAGAAUGUUGAGUUCGGCAGCAUACAGCUCUCACUUUCAGAAGAACAAAGUGAAAUAACGAAAAACGGCUGUGAGUCUAAAGAACUGGUCUACCUCGUGCAGGUCGCCUGUCAGGGCAAAAGUUGGAUUGUUAAAAGAAGUUACGAAGAUUUUCGGGUCCUUGAUAAACAUCUUCAUUUAUGUAUUUAUGAUCGCCGAUUCUCCCAGCUCUCAGAGCUUCCCCGUUCUGACACUCUGAAGGACAGUCCAGAGUCGGUCACACAGAUGCUCACGGCUUACCUGGCACGCCUGUCAGCCAUUGCUGGCAACAAGAUCAACUGCGGGCCCGCGCUCACCUGGAUGGAGAUCGAUAACAAGGGGAAUCACCUCCUCGUUCACGAGGAGUCGUCCAUCAACACGCCGGCUGUGGGCGCUGCCCACGUCAUCAAGAGGUACACUGCGCGGGCCCCCGACGAGCUGACCUUGGAGGUGGGAGACAUUGUUUCUGUUAUCGACAUGCCCCCCAAAGUGCUGAGCACCUGGUGGAGAGGCAAGCAUGGAUUUCAGGUGGGACUCUUCCCUGGACACUGUGUUGAGUUAAUUAACCAAAAAGUUCCCCAGUCCGUGACCAACUCAGUGCCCAAGCCAGUGUCCAAAAAGCACGGCAAGCUCAUUACUUUCUUACGGACAUUCAUGAAGUCUCGUCCAACAAAGCAGAAGCUCAAGCAGCGGGGCAUCUUGAAAGAGAGGGUGUUCGGCUGUGACUUGGGGGAGCACCUUCUCAACUCCGGCUUUGAAGUGCCUCAGGUUCUCCAGAGCUGCACGGCGUUCAUCGAGAAGUAUGGCAUUGUGGAUGGGAUCUACCGUCUCUCUGGCGUGGCCUCCAAUAUCCAGAGACUACGUCACGAAUUCGACUCCGAGCACGUCCCCGACCUGACGAAAGAGCCUUACGUGCAGGACAUCCACUCGGUGGGCUCCCUGUGCAAGCUGUACUUCCGAGAGCUUCCCAACCCUCUGCUCACCUACCAGCUCUACGAGAAGUUCUCUGACGCUGUCUCCGCCGCCACAGACGAGGAGAGGCUCAUGAAGAUCCACGACGUGAUCCAGCAGCUGCCCCCACCGCACUACAGGACGCUGGAGUUCCUCAUGAGGCACCUGUCCCUGCUGGCCGACUACUGCUCCAUCACCAACAUGCACGCCAAGAACCUGGCCAUUGUGUGGGCGCCAAACCUGCUGAGAUCAAAGCAGAUCGAAUCUGCCUGCUUCAGCGGUACCGCGGCCUUCAUGGAGGUGCGGAUCCAGUCCGUGGUGGUCGAGUUCAUCCUCAAUCACGUCGACGUGCUCUUCAGUGGCAAGAUCAGCGCGGUCCUGCAGGAGGGGGCAGCUUCUCUGUCGCGGCCCAAGUCUCUGAUGGUGUCAUCCCCGUCAACCAAGCUGCUGACCCUGGAGGAGGCCCAGGCACGGACACAGGCUCAGGCCAACUCUCCAGUCGUGACGGAAAACAGAUACAUCGAAGUCGGAGAGGGACCUGCUGCACUGCAGGGGAAAUUCCACACCAUAAUUGAGUUCCCACUGGAAAGAAAGAGGCCUCAAAACAAGAUGAAAAAAUCUCCCGUGGGGAGCUGGCGCUCCUUCUUCAACUUGGGGAAGUCAUCGUCCGUUUCCAAGCGCAAGUUACAGCGUAACGAGAGUGAGCCCUCGGAGAUGAAGGCCCUGGCCAUGAAGGGUGGCCGGGCAGAGGGGACUCUGCGCUCAGCGAAAAGCGAGGAGUCGCUCACGUCCCUUCACGCAGUCGAUGGUGACUCUAAGCUCUUCCGGCCCAGGAGACCCAGGUCCAGCAGCGACGCGCUGUCGGCCUCGUUCAGCGGAGACGUGCUGGGGACCCGCUGCAACUCCUACGACAACCUGCCCUGCGAGCACAAGAGCGAGGACGGGCUGUCGCACGUCCCGGUGCUCCUGUCUCCUCACUGCACGGAGGACGUCGACUUGAGCCCGCCCGACAUCGGGGUGGCCAGCCUGGAUUUCGACCCCAUGUCCUUUCAGUGUAGUCCCCCGAAAGCUGAGUCCGAGUGUCUGGAGGGUGGCGCUUCCUUUUUGGAUUCUUUCAGCUACUCCAGGGAGAAGCCGAGUGCUGGUAAAAAGGACGGAGAAGCUGGUGGGAGCCAGUCUCAGACUCCGGGAAGCACAGCAAGUUCUGAACCCGUGUCUCCUGUUCAGGAGAAACUGAGUCCCUUCUUCACCCUGGACUUGAGCCCUACGGAGGAGCAGUCGUCUAAGCCAUGCUCACUUACCGAGAAGGUCGUCUGCGCUUUCUCUCCCAAGAUAGGACGGAAACUAACCAAGUCACCAUCUCUGAACAUAUCCGAGCCCAUCUCAGUGACCCUUCCACCCCGGGUGUCUGAAGCCAUCGGUGUGGUCACAAACCCUGCAGCGCAGAACACGGCGCCGCCAGCCUGGGACAGAGACGCCGAAGACAGUGCAGGCACGAGCAGAUCCCCCACCCAGGUAGCAAAGGUGAAGACCAGUGACAGAGAGGCCCAGGAGGGCUGUGAGCCCACAGGCCAGGCCCCGGACCAGGCAGCUUCUGGGGAAACAGAGCUGCCAGGGCAAGAGGAGCGGCCCGACCCGAGCAGUCAGAGUAAGGCCGUAGGCCCUGGACAGACGCAGACAGGAGCAGUUACCCAUGACCCCCCUCAGGACCCCGUUCCCGUCAGUUCAGUCUCUCUUAUCCCACCACCGCCGCCUCCGAAAAGCGUUGCCCGAAUGCUGGCACUAGCCCUUGCAGAGUCUGCGCAGCAAGCCUCCACUCAGUCACUGAAGAGACCUGGGGCUGCUCAGGCUGGGCACACACACUACGGGGACGUGGCCAUGGCGACAGCCGGAGACAAGCCGCCUGCUGCUUACUGUAGCGUGGCUCUAGAUCAGGCCUAUUUCCAAACAGAUCGGCCGGCAGAACAGGUCCCCCACCAGAACAGUGCCCCGGGGGGCUGGGACCAGCCUCUGCCAGAGACCACCGCAGCUGGAGACCAAGCCCGUGCCAACGCCACCGAGCCUGGGGAGCAGCAGCACCAUGUAGACUUGCCGGGGGGUCAGCCACCCCGCCCCUGCCUGUCUGGGGACCAGGAGAAGGCCAGAGUCACCUUUGCUCCCUUAACAGACUCCGAGAAGCCUGGCGACCACGCGCGAGGCCCCGCAGACCAUCCAGGCAAGGCCAGUGUGCUGCCUGUCACCUUUGCCGCUCAGGACCAGGCUCUGCUCCGGUUCUGCAGUGGAGAUCAGCCGCCGCCUCAGCUCGGUGCGAGCACAGAGAAGCCCCGUCACCUCCCGGAACUCGCAGACAGAUCUGCCACUUUGCCUCGGGACAAGACGCACCGUCAUGCUGGGUCCCUUGAAGAGAACGCCAGCACGGCGGCCAUGGCUUACGUGACAGCUACUCCAGUGACAGCUGGGAUCAGCAUCAGGGAGGCCACCUGGGACGUGGUUGGACAAGCCAGCACUGCCGAUGUCACUGCCGCCACCCUGCAGCGCACGCAUAGAACUAACCGCCCCCUCCCCGCCCCGCCCCCCCAGAGGCCAGCAGAGCAGCUGCCAGCUGUGGGGCCGGGACCAGCUACAGCCUGCAUGGGGUUCAGUAACGCCCACAAGGUCCCAGCGACGGUCCCAGCCCCAGAGAGGCCACCUGAGCCUCGAGUCUUGGAAGAUCCUGGACCUGUCUUUGUCGGCGACACCUGUGCCCCGGCUCAGGGCCCCGUGGCCGCACCUGCCCUCCAGCCAGGCCUGCCGGAGAAGGUGCGGGACGGUGCCAGGGCCCCACCGCUGCACCUGCGUGCCGAGUCUGUCCCCAUGCACUCCUGUGGCUUCCCUGCACCGAUGCCCCCCACCAGGACCAUGGAGAGCAAGGUGGCUGCUGCUACGCACUCUGCUGGCGCAGAAGCCACCGGCUCAGACUACCACUGCUUCCUCGCCGCUGCGUCGGACCCCGGGGAUGAGGCGCUGCCCGGCCCGCAAGUGCAGCACGCCCCCCAGAAAAUGGCCUACUGCUCCUUCGCCAGGCCGGAUGUCACCGCUGAGGCCUUUGGCCCAGAAAACUGUGUGCAUUUCGGUAUGACUCCCAGCUGCCAGUUCCGUUCCCAGAGUGUCCCCCCACACCACAACAAACUGGAGCCACACCAAGUGUACGGUGCCAGGUCCGAGCCACCCACUGCCGUGGGGCCUCGCUACAACACAUACGUGGCCCCAGGGAGAAGCGUGUCUGGACACUACCCCAAGCCGUGCAGCAGGAUGGAGUACGUGCCGCCUCUGGGCUCCUCUGUCAGGAGUGCUUGCUACCCCGAGGACAUCCCGCCGUACCCCACUAUCCGGAGGGUGCAGUCUCUCCACGCCCCCCCUACCUCCAUGAUCCGCUCUGUCCCCAUCUCACGGACAGAAGUGCCCCCGGAUGACGAGGCGGCCUACUGCCCCCGGCCGCUGUACCAGUACAAGCCAUACCAGGCCUCCCAGGCCCGCUCGGAUUACCACGUGACACAGCUGCAGCCGUACUUCGAGAAUGGCCGGGUCCACUACCGGUACAGCCCCUACUCCAGCUCCCCCGGCUUCUCCUACAGCGCCGACGGGGCCCUGUGCGACCUGGACGCCUAUGGCACGGUGCAGGCACGGCCCCCGCACCGCCCACCCAAUCGCGACUUCGCUUUCUACAACCCCAGGCUGCAAGGGAAGACCGUGUACGGCUAUGCCGGGCCAGCACCACGUCCCCGGGCCAGUGCGGCGGGCUACUUCUCUGGUACUGACCAUAACAUGGUCACCAUGCCCCCUGCUGCGGAUGUGAAGCACUCCUACGCGUCCUGGGAUCUGGAGGACGUGGACAAGUACCGCAUGCAGUCCCUCCGCAGGGAGAGCCGCGCGCGGCAGAAGGUGAAAGGGCCGGUCCCGUCCCAGUACGACAACAUGGUCCCGGCCGUGCAGGACGACCUGGGUGGGAUCUACGUCAUCCACCUGCGGAGUAAGUCGGAUCCUGGGAAAACUGGACUUCUCUCCGUGGCAGAGGGCAAGGAGGGGCGGCACCCGGCCAAGGCUCUCAGUCCUGAGGCGGACGACCGCUUCUACCGGAAGCACCUGGAGCCGGAGUUCGACAGGGCCCGCCACGGCAGCCACGGUGGCGUGCAGCCCGAGAAGCCGGCCCUCCCGCAGAAGCAGAGCAGCCUGAGGAACAGGAAGCUGCCCGACAUGGGCUGCGGGCUCGCCGAGCACAGGGCACACCAGGACGCAAGCCAUCGGCACUUCUGUGACUCCAAGGGUGGGCCGUCGUACCCCCAGGGAGCCGGCCAGUUGGAUUAUGGGUCCAAAGGGAUCCCAGACGCCUCUGAGCCGAUCAGCUACCACAACUCUGGAGGGAAGUACGCCCCUGGGCAGGAGUCCACGAGGCCCAACCACAAAGAGGCCAGACUCUCCAAAGAGCUGGAGUGGCCUUGGGCCAGACAGCCUCCUGCCCCAGAGAAACACCCCCGGGAUUGCUACCGGGAGGAUGAGCCCCUCACUCAGCCCGCAGUCCCACCCCCGAAGCCGGAGAGGAGCCACAGCCUGAAACUUCAUCACGCCCAGAGCAUGGACAGGGACCCGGGCGUGCUGUACCAGUACCAGACACACAACAAGCGCCAGGCCGGCGCGACUGUGGUGUCCCAGUACGACAACCUGGAGGACUACCACUCCCUGCCCCAGCACCAGCGAGGAGGCUUUGGAGGGGGAGGCCUGGGCACGUACGUGCCACCCGGCUUUGCCCACCCGCAGAGCAGGACCUACGCCACAGCCCUGGGCCAGGGGGCCUUCCUGCCCGCAGAGCUGUCUUUGCAGCACCCUGAGACACAGAUCCAUGCAGAGUGAGCCCCGGGCAAUAGAGUCGAAGCAGCCUCUGCUGGACAGUGGACUGUUCUAUUUUUUUCAAUAACCAAAAAAGUUUAAAAACAAAAACACUACAAAACCCCUGACCACAUUAAAAAAAAAAAAGCAUAAAGGUAAACAAAUGGCCACCUUCCCCCUCCCCUGCUUCCUUACCAUCUCGCCCAUCUAGGGAUACAUUGCUUUUGUCUUUAAGAGAGAUCUGGGUGAUUGCAAAGCACUGUGCUGAAGCCUGGUCCCGGUGUCACAGACCACCUGCCAUCCAGGUCGCUCGCUGAGAGCCCAAGGACGGCCUCGAACAGAAUUCGCAUUUUGCUUUGUCCUUUCUUCUUGGGUUUCGCUGCAGUUCCGAGCAGCUCACACCAUGUCCUGGUAGGCGUCUGCACCUACUGUGUGUCCCACUCCCUCCCUGGCCACACAGCCUGCCCGGGGACAGACGGGGUUCUCACUUCCCUCUCCCUGUCUGUCCCAGAAGGGUCUGGUGUGUGAAAAGAGAGUGGAGAAAAACUUCCUGGUCUUUCAGAUAAGUCCGACAGUUAGCCACAUUAUAAUUAAACAAUAAAAAAUCUAGACUCUAAAACAUUGGAGAGUCGUAUAAAAUGUCAGACCACUGACUCACGAGCCGUCCGUGUUCUUAUUUCACGCAGUGGGGGGUUCACCGCAAUUUGACAGCCAGGCUCCCGUCACUGUAGAGAGGAUUUCUGUACUUGUCCUGUGUUGCCUGUACACAGGCCCCCACCCCAGGAAUCUUUGGUAAAUUAUAAUUACAGUAAAACAUUUCACAUCAUUUUUUCCUCCUCAGUUAGCAGCCUUGUUCAUAAAACCAGCAUCCCACGACUGGGUGGAUACACACAGUCUGUCGUGGAUACGAGUUCAUCUGUCCAUCUCUCUCCCCGGGAGCCCUCGAAGCCACUGUGGAUUGUCCGCUGGUGAGCUGCAGGCUCCUGCAGUAACUGCUGAGCAGUCCCGGUUCACCCGCUGCAGCUGGGGCAGUCGCUGUCUGUCCUACGGAGUCCCGUGGUGUUGGCCCGCAGUGUGCUCUGUGGUCCCAGUCUCACGUCUUUGCCAUCCGUACCAGCAUUUCAGGCUCAGCUCUGUCACUGCAGGCGUGUCCCAUGCGCUUCGUUCCCAGGACACACUCGGAAGUUGCAUUUCUUCUCGGAGUGGGACAGGGCAGCCCUCUAACCCAGCCCUGUGCUUCCUCAGCCCCCCCGCCCCGCCCCAACCCUCCGGACGAGCGAGGUGGUCCGUGUGCACACUGUGAGUUUAGAGUCCCUGUCAUUCCCAAGCUCGUAAUACCGAUACUUGAGUUUUAUACAUUCACAUUCACAGUUUUAAACACUGCUUGUAAGGGACAAUAGGAGGGAGAAUUUCAUUCCAGUUACUGGGUGGUUGCUGCUCUGGUGUUUUAGGACUUGGGAUUCACUUUUAUUUAGAGCAAAGGAGGAAAUCUUUUAAGAGGCUAAAAUCAUGCUGCUGUUAUUGCUGUGAAAUUGUAUAAAGAUUAGGAUUCAUGCCAGUUUUUUUAAUUUAAAAAGAAAUCAUGUGAUUGCAUUUUAAAGGUUUAUAUUUAGAAAAAGAAAUAAAAAGUUUUAAGAACAACACAUUUAUAUGUGGAAAUAUUCUGUAAGGGUUUCUUGUGUUCCCCCAGUAAUGAUCAGAGGAUGCUAUCCAGACCAAGUAGAAGUCUGACAUGUGCACAGGCCUCUGGGUAGUCUAGGCCCCUCCUUAGGAGUCCAGACCCGGCUGGUACGUGGUCAGGCUGGUAGGAGCGCCAGUCAGGACCGCCGUUGGACGCACAGACCCCAGGCGCCCCGCCCCCCGCGGGAGUUGCUCCUCGGUGUCUCUGCAGCACCGGUCUGUUACCUUCACCCCCUCUCUGUGGAGUAGCCAGUCCCUGGCCCCUUGUAGAACCCCCAGGCCUGGGAAGCUCUCACCAGCAGCCUGGAGGGUAGGAGGCCAGGCUGGCCCGAACGGUGCACACGUUCUUCACAGAGCCUGGAGGAGGUGGGUGGUGGAAGAAGUCGAUGCAAUGUCAGUAGCCCUGAGACUAAAGUCUAUGUUCUGAAUACUGAAGUCAGUUCCCCAGAACGGUUAUUAUUAAUACUUCCCUUACGAUAAAAAUCAGACGAAUGUUUGGAAAACAGUAACGGCGACUGGUACAACUUAAACACAAACUUCAGGCAGAGUCUGGGGUCGUCUCGGCAGCUGUUCAGGCCACGGCCUUGGCCUCGGGGUUAACCAGGAGAGCUGGCCCGUGUCCCCUGCUGACACUGGGUGGGGACUAGGCGAAAGUCCCUGUGAGCAGGCCACACCCGCGUGUGCACCGUGUUUGCUCCACGUGUGUGUUACCGAGGGUGCCAGCAGUUUCCAGACCACAUGAUCUGGGAGCGGUGCUGCCUCAAGCACUAGCCCACUGUUUGCUUCUGUUUCUCAUCGCUGUGUCUCCAGAUUGGAUCUUUUGGGCAAAAUCCUGGUUCCAGUUUAUUCUGAUUGAAAUAAAUAUUUCCUGGCUGCCUGGCUAGAAACUUUGCUAAAAGCCCCAGAGGUGCCAUUUUCUUACUAAUAAGUUUCAUCUACGCCUUAUUUCUUACUGUUUUCAAGUUUCUUUAAAACUUGCAGAGCCCUGGGAUGAUGCCAGAGGUAGGGCCUGUGUGUUUCUGAUCACAGCAAAGCAUUUUUAAAAAUUCAGGUUGAAAAAUUCCAGAACUGGUCAUUCGACAUGAAUGGGGAUAGAGCAGGUUCUCCAAUUCAUGUCAGUGGAAAUUUGCCCCUGUAGUUACAGAAGCCACAAGCCCAUCCCUGUGUCCUGCUCUGCCAGCCUCUGUGCAGUCGAGGCUGGAGACGUCUCCACGAGACGAGUGAGUCUCAGGCUGGGGCCAGGACUGCCGGUCAGGAGCGGCGUGCCUCACCGCCCGGGCUGGUGCCAGGUGUACAGGGGGCCCUCUGUCCUCGGCGCAUCAGCGCCGUUCAUGUUCUGAGAGUAAAAGGUGAUGUUUCGCAGUGUAGACUCUGACACAGCAAGCCUGAUGUUUCUGUCAUGACCUGCAUGAGCAUCCCAGAAAGUCUUAGAUCAUACUGUGGGUUUUUAACUUUAAUUUAUAUAGUUUUUUAUGUUUUAAUACUUUUGUGAACUGGUGUAAAUUGUUAAUGCCUAUAAGCUUGUGUAUUUUUUGUAAAUACUUUUGUGAUUUGUUUCUUGGCCCAUAUGUAAAUAUUUAAAGUCUCAUUUUUUUUUCAGAUUUACCUGAAGCUGAAUUUUGGGCUUGGGUUUUACUUAUUGCUCUGGCUGGCUGGUGGGGGCGGGGUUACUUGGAGAUGGAGGAUCUUGGGGUUUAAAGCAAAUGUCCCACUGAAAGCAACUCAAAUGUCAACAGAAUUAUUUCAGGUUAAAACCGA
Tupaia belangeri chinensis (Chinese tree shrew) is the source of this 9322-nucleotide messenger RNA. RefSeq names its product rho GTPase-activating protein 32. Gene Ontology annotation, molecular function: GTPase activator activity; protein binding; phosphatidylinositol phosphate binding. Lineage: Eukaryota; Metazoa; Chordata; Mammalia; Scandentia; Tupaiidae. The record is from RefSeq and is a predicted model, not a curated record. Gene Ontology annotation, cellular component: nucleoplasm; cell cortex; fibrillar center. Gene Ontology annotation, biological process: small GTPase-mediated signal transduction.